Aspergillus clavatus NRRL 1 is the source of this 1425-nucleotide messenger RNA. RefSeq names its product mitochondrial 37S ribosomal protein bS1m. Bases 1 to 1425 code for a protein of 474 amino acids. Gene Ontology annotation, molecular function: structural constituent of ribosome. Gene Ontology annotation, cellular component: mitochondrial small ribosomal subunit. Gene Ontology annotation, biological process: mitochondrial translational initiation. Lineage: Eukaryota; Fungi; Ascomycota; Eurotiomycetes; Eurotiales; Aspergillaceae. The transcript has a single exon. The record is from RefSeq and is a predicted model, not a curated record.
AUGGCGACAGCAAGAUUAUCGCCGACGGCGACCCUUCUACGGAAGUCCCGUCUUUUCGCCCUUCCGUCAGCCCUGCCCUUACCUUCGCAAGAUGCGACAUCAAAGACCGUCUUUGAAUCCGACACCGCGACCCUGCCUCAUCCGAUCCGAGCGUCCAUCGUCACACCGGCUUCAUCGCUAGCAAGAGGGGAUUGGGGUCUCAAGCGGCCACUUCCCGGAAAGUCGACGUACGAAAAAUCUUCCCAGCCUGUUGUCCGGCUAAACGCACUCGAUACGUUCGAACAUGUCACGGAUUUUGAGUCCGCCGCAGACCACACGGUGACUCUGCAGAAGUUCCAGGAGCUGCAUAUGCCCAUGUCUCUUCCUUCGAAGGUCAACUACGCCACUAGCAUGGUUCCCAGACAUCAGAGUCCCUUCGAAUCCCGGGUCGAUAACACAGACACCAGCAAGGGUCUUCAGGAGACAGGUGCCAAGCAGUUUAGACAUUCUGGACCAUGGCUCGCAGGGCAAACCGAAGCUGAGUUCAAUGCGUAUCUGAAUAAGGUGCGCCAACGGAAGCCUGAACUCCUUCAGAAGCUCCGCGAUCACUUUGUUGCCAAGCGAACUGCCGAACGCAGAAAGCAAGCCCAGGAUAACGGCGAGGAUCUGGAGGCUCUCGGUCCGAUCAACGUCACCGAGGAGGAAUUCCAACGAUAUAUCAAAUCUCUGCGAACAGAUCCAUUUUCUCUCGGUCCUGUCGUUUUUGAGCUCCUGGAUCUUCCAUCUCCACCCGCUGUCCCUAGUGAUCGAAUCGGCCACAAGUACUACCAAUCUCCUGGUACCAAACUCUCGUCGGCGGAGUAUGCUGUAUCCGGCCCCCCGAAGACCCAUCCUUCCGCCGGUCUAUCCUAUACUCGAUCUCAUGCUCUGAUCUACAAUCACCCAAAGUUUGGGCCCCAGGCGUAUCAGCGUCCUGUCCAGGCUCGUAUCCUGCGGCCCAAGGGUCGGUUUAAGGGUAAGACAUCGAAGGCCAUUGCUGGUGUCGGUGGUAUCGCUGUGGAGGAUCUCAACGCCAUGACGUUCGUCGAGCAAGGAUCGCCCGCCGGUCUGGCAUACUUCGACGCAUCCAUUCCCGGUGGUGCAAAGUACUGGGUCACUCCCAUCCGCGCCUCGGUGGAUUCGGAGGGUAGAAUUGGUUUGGCAUCAUACCGUGCCAGUACUACUGCCAAGGCUCCUUAUGGCAUUGAAGAAUACAAGAAGCCUACUUCGACAAGUAUCUCCCACGUCGCCCGUGGUGAACAGCGCGUGGUUCCUCGAUUAGACAGAGACUUGCCCGCCUAUGCUCGCGCUCGCAAGGUUGAACAGGAUGCCGGUGUCUUGCCGGAGUCGCAGCAGGGCAAAGAUGAUGUUGCGCGAAACCUUUUGAGGACUCUCAGCUCUAUCUAA